CCCCAGUAGAAAAAACUAUAGAAGCAAGGGUAGAUGUGUUAGUAAACGAUUUAAUAAUUAAUCGUGCAAUAGCUAAAGAAAAUAUUAGCAUGGCUCAACAACGACAAAAGUUUUGUUGGGAUAAGAAGCUUAAGAAA
Messenger RNA from Racocetra persica, 137 nucleotides. The record is from the annotation of a GenBank genome assembly. NCBI's taxonomy places the organism in Eukaryota, Fungi, Glomeromycota, Glomeromycetes, Diversisporales, Gigasporaceae.